This is a messenger RNA of Drosophila eugracilis, 3875 nucleotides long. It is a transcript of the gene bves, whose product is annotated as blood vessel epicardial substance. The record is from RefSeq and is a predicted model, not a curated record. Gene Ontology annotation, cellular component: sarcolemma. NCBI's taxonomy places the organism in Eukaryota, Metazoa, Arthropoda, Insecta, Diptera, Drosophilidae. Gene Ontology annotation, molecular function: cAMP binding. The coding region runs from base 864 to 2120 and encodes 418 amino acids. The transcript is spliced from 7 exons.
UCAUAUUGCCAUAUAUUUCCCAUAUAAAAGCACCGCUGCUUCGUGUUUUCGUUGCGUUUUAAAAAAAUCUCGAACAAAAUAUGACAAAAAAACAUCGGAUAAAUCGCCGGGCAGAAAAAUCACGGUUUCCAGUGAAAAACUACUGAUACUUAUCAAAUUACUGAAAAACACACAUAUAUUUUCAUUCGAAACGAGAAUCAAAUCGACGAAAAGAGCCAAGCACACAAAUAAAAGUUUACUCCUGCUGCAGCUGCCUUAACGAUGCAACGAUGUGACAGGCGGCAGCAGCAGCAGCAGCCAAAGUGCCAGGAGCAACAUCAGCGGGAAAACCAGCUGCAGCAUCGAAACUUGCACCGGGAACAGCAAUAGUCCAGGCCUAAAAUUAUACACAGAACAAUUGAAAUGACUAAGAUUUAAAGUUUAGCAACAGCAGCUUAUUAACGGGCAGCUAAUGUCACAUUUUUAAAUAUUUAAAUUAAAGUCGAUGUAAUGUAAUCUUCUAUCAGCGAGGACAGCAACCGUUCGAAAGUGUACAGCCGAUACCCGAACCGCUCAGCACAAACAUUUCGAAAAGGGCAGCGGCAAUAACAAAAACCACCACAGUAAUUAAGGCAGACAGCGAUUAGACUAAUACAAUUUUAAGAUAAAGAAGGAAAAAUCAAAACUUCUAAACGCAAAAGGUGAAAAAAGGAGUUUUCGAAUUGAGCGAAGACAGCAACCAAGCGGUGAAGUCAGCGGAUACACCAACAUAUUAAGCUUCUGGCGACUGAAGAGGUGUCCCAAGGAGUAGCUUAAAGAACAGGCUGAGGAGAGCGACAGACUGAAACGAAGUCAACAGGAGGAGGAUCAGGAAGAGAGGGAUAAUGCCCAGCACGGCGGGCAGUGCAGCGGGCGUUGGGAUGGGAGCUCUAAUCAAUAAUGCCGGCAGUAGCGCCAGCAGUGUCAUGGGCAUCGGCCUGGGAAGAGCAGCUGCCACGGGAGCAGGAGCUGGGGCACCAGGGGCAGCUAGUGCUGGAGCAGAGGCUUCUGCUGGCACUCUAAUUGCCCAGAGCACGGCAGGAACGAGCGCGGCCAGCAGCGGUACGAUCACCUGGGACAAUAAUGGAACCCUGCGAUCGAUCAAUCCCGGCGACUGGUCCAUCGAACAGUGCCUCGGACCACAUCACCUGUACUUUCAGCUCGGCUGGGCCUUCCUCUUCCUGGCUUUUUUGGCCCCCCAUGGUCCCUACGGAGCCCUGUGGAUGCGGGCCAUGCUGCUCAUUGGCUGCCUAAUGAUGGGCAUGCACGGCUAUCUGGUGGCCUGUGCACCGGAUGUGGUCUUGUGGUCCGGCAUGGGACUCUUCGUCAACUUCAUCUAUCUCGUCGUGGUGCUAUGCCGGCUGAGGCCCGUCAGAUUCGAGCAGGAAAUCGAGGCGGUGUAUCUGGCACUUUUCCAGCCGCUGCACGUGACUCGCCACCAGUUCAAGAAGGUGCUCAACUGCAUGAAGGUGAUACGUGCAUUGAAGUACCAGGAGGUCUAUGCCCAGGAGAAGGUCACCAAGGUCGACAGCCUGUCGCUGGUGUUGAGUGGCAAGUUGGUGGUGUCGCAGCAUCAGCGAGCCCUGCACAUUGUGUUUCCCCAUCAGUUCCUAGACUCGCCGGAAUGGUUUGGCGUCUCGACCGAUGACUACUUUCAGGUCUCCAUCAUGGCCAUGGAGGAGUCGCGGGUGCUGAUCUGGCACCGCGACAAGCUCAAACUGUCAAUUAUGGCCGAGCCUUUCUUGCAGACCGUCUUCGAUCACAUUCUCGGUCGGGAUGUGGUCAAGAAGCUGAUGCAGGUCACCCAGGUGAGCGAAUCGAUAGCCAGCAAUGGCUUCCUGCCUUCGGGAGGAUAUGCGGAGGAUGCGGAGGACAAGCCCAUGUUGAUACUCAAGAAGAGUGUGGACGUGGGCCACGGACUGACGGCCCUGAUCAACCGGCAGCUACAGGAAGAGCAUGUUCCUUUACUUGGUCGCACGUACAAACAACAACAACAACAACAACUACUACUACUGCAACAACAUCAACAACAACAACAACUCGUACAAGAAGCUACAACAACAACAACAAGCGCCAACAACAUCGAGCAAAGUGCAAUCUGAAAUUAUGCAACCGCCUCGCCGCUGCUCAACUUGCCACGAACCGAAUUCAGAGCACUCCUCCGCCCCUUCACCUUUGACCCUGCACAACAACAACAACAACAAUAAUAAGAACAACAAGAACAACACCAUCACCACCCACACAAGCAAACAAUCAUCAAUCAUCGGUCAGCUAUCAGCUAUCAAUCACAAGCAGCAACAACAGCAACAUCGCGAUCACCAGAAAAGAGCUGUCGAAAAAAUCUGGAAGCUAUCCAUCUAAAACCGCAUCUUGAAUCCCACAUAUAAUCAUCUCAUAUCUAGUAUUUAGUAUAGUAACUAGCACUAGCUAAACAAACAUCUAACACAUCUAAUCGUUCUAUUAGCCAACUUUGUAUCCAUCAGCCAGUCACUUGAUUUUUAAUGUAAACUUUUUGUCUUGGGAAACAUAAACUUUCCAUGCCAGCGGAAAAGGCAGGGUUGACAGGUCAAGGGAGUAUUUGCCACUGAGCAGUCCCUUUGAUUAAGUAAGCAUGAAAACGCUCUUGAAGUAAUCUUAGAUUAUAUAACUGAUGUUAGUAAUACCUCUAAAAACCCAAUUAAGACAUAUGAAAUCAAAAAGGAAACUUGCUGACACGGCAGCAACGACGUUAUAAAUGAUUCAACACGCUCCCUGGAUCCUUGGCAAAAAAGAGUAUCGUUAGCCGCAAGUCAAACCAGUUGUAAGAAUUGUAAUUUAUUUAGACUUAUCAUGGCUGUAAGCUGAGUUGCAGUCAGACAAGACACUUGAUUGCUCAUGAAUUAGUUUCGGUUUGAGUGGGCUUUUCGAUUGAACACGAACAGACGGCUAGCCAAGGUUUAGACUUUAAAUUAAUUGAUUUUGGUUUUCAUUUCAAAUUGAGUUUAUUAAUAUUUCAAAUAGAACAUAAAGCAUAUUAGUGAUUUUUAAAGAUUUUAUGGUAAAUGUAUUAUCAGCAAGUUCAUUUUACAAGGGACUAAUCAUGGAUACUAACAAGUUAAGAUAGUCAUUGUGAGUAGUUUGGGAACAGCAGGUUUGAUCAACAGCACUUGAGUUUCAGGUUAAUACUUAAGAACUCAAGAUCGAUCGGCCUGCUGACAGGUGAUAAAUGAACUUUUCCGCUGGCCCAAGAGUUUUUUUUUUUCAAUUGGUUUGCAUUUAAUGGAAAUUUACUGUGCUGGCACAUCCAUCAACCCUAUUAUACCUUCCAUUAACACAUUAUCUUUUUUUUUUUCUAUAGUAUUUCUAUGCCUUGAUUUGUUGAUUGAUUUGCAUACAAAUUGAGCUUGAAGAAAGCGUGAAAACUAAUUAGAAUUAAUGUCGAAUAAUAUUUGAUAAUGUUAAGCAAUACAUAGCCUAAGUUCUUGUACAUACGCUAUAUAUCUACAUAUAUAUAUAUGUAUAUAUAUAUAUAAUAUAUAUAUAUGUCUGCUGUACAUAACCCCGCAAAUCCGAGAACCCCUAAUCCAAUGCUACCCCGAGAAAGUGUAAUAAACAAAUAGGAAUCAAUGUGAAUGUAAACAAGCCAAAAACGAAAAACGAAAACUAAUAAAAAAACGCAUAUAAUAUAAUAUCGAGAUGAAGUAUUGAGAUUAAUCCGCUAAGUUUUUUAAGAGGCAACCAACCUAUUCACAGGCACGCGCUCGGCCAUUUGACAUCAUUAAAGGCAUUGAUAUGUUUUUUAUUUUAAUUCGCUUUAUUUGGCCAGCCGCCACGAGGAAAAACAAAACAAUACUUGUUAUUUAAUUAAACAAUUUGUC